Molecule: messenger RNA, 1251 nt
Organism: Mycena citricolor
Lineage: Eukaryota; Fungi; Basidiomycota; Agaricomycetes; Agaricales; Mycenaceae
Source: the annotation of a GenBank genome assembly
CUAUCGACCACAAUCUGUACGUCCGCGUAAGUCGUUCCUCCCCCAUCUCGCACCCGCGCGGCGGCUGAGACGGCUCUGGGGCCGUUCUCCAGAACGGGCUCGCGUAUGAGACCAACUACAACAGCGGAUUGCGCGUCGUGGAUGUGUCGAGCGUCAAGCAGGACCCGACCGGCGCUGGGUUCUUCGAGGCUGCGUUCUUCGACGUGCACCCCGAGGACGACGAGACCAAUGGGUCCGCGGAGAUUGGCGGCGCGUGGUCCUCGUACCCGUACUUUGACAGCGGAUAUAUCCUCGUCAACACACUCGAGCGGGGCUUGUUCGUUGUCAAGUAUAACAACACCGGCGGACUGUGAAGUGCACUUUAAGUUUGUGUUGUUUGCGCUCUUUCUUGGCUGAAUGAAAGAUGUCCCCCCAUCGAAGAAGUGCUAGCGCACAUGUGUAUAGCCCAUAUCGCAUGCGAGUCAUCCAUUAUACAUCAUAUAUCGGCGAUACACUUCAGAUGUGGACCGAGAACCCUCCCGUUUUACCUGAUUCCCUCUGUUGUUACAUCGCGCAUCUUGCUUUCUACAUGUGUGGAAGCCACUGGUGUGGAUCGUAAAAGACAAUGCGCACUCGGAAACCUGGGAUCUAUCAGAGAGAGUAAACUACUGGAGUGGCCGAUGAUGCUGCCUGCGUCAAGUCUCUCCGAUCCUUAUGUUAUGUACAUGUGUGUCCCUUAUGGUGACGCGGUCACGUGCCGACGACUCCACUAUAUAUCAACUUUCAUGCGCGUACUAUGCCAGAUCAUCUGCAGUCUGCCCAGCCUAGGCCUCCCCUGGGAGCAUCGUACACAUGACCAGAACACGUGAUGUUUGAGCGGGGUUGAUCUUGCAACAGACGUGCUACUGAAACAAACUCCACAUGGCAAUUUCGAACAUGAUGAUCUGCGAUUUGAGAAGAACUACAUGAUACAAAUGGUACAUGUUUCGGCAUGUUGGACUGCGAGAAGAUGCUGUCACAUCCUGAUGUUAUGAAGGGCGUGUCGUUCCAGUGGCAGUUUAGAUUUUGGAGCUCCACUGUCCUCGUUCGUAAACUCAUAUUCGGACCAUGAACGCUACAUAUCUUGCGACUGACAUCGAGUUUAGCAUCUAUUGAUAUGAAUCAGACACCUCACAAGACUCAGCAGCGCGUGCGCUAAUAUGCUUGCAGAGAUCCUGGGCAGUGCAUUGAUGAUUUGCCUUCUGGACUUCAAUCCUGCCCCAGCAGGUUACG